AUGUUGUUCACUUCCAUUACUGCUGCAUCACUACUAGCUGUGCUUGGCACUUUGCCAGCAGGUGUGCUAGCCCAGGAUGCCGAGGGCUGGUACAAGGCUCAUCCAGGCAUGGCGCGUAUCAGCCAGGUGAACCAAGACACGCAUCAAAUUGUCGAUGAAUUCGGCCGUACGCGGUUCUUCCAUGGAACCAAUGUCGUGAUGAAGGAGCCACCGUGGUAUCGGCCGUUGGAGUGGGCGCCUGGUGUCUCAUCGUUUGGCGAGCAAGACGUCCAAAAUCUGCACGGCUUAGGUCUGAACAUUGUGCGGUUAGGCCACAGCUGGGCCGGUGCAGAACCAGUGCGAGGUCAGUACAACCAGACAUUUCUAGAUAUCAUGAAGAAGCAGACCAAGAUGGCUGAGGACCACGGCCUCUAUGUUUUGGUGGACGUGCACCAAGACGUCCUGGCGCGGCAGCUUUGUGGCCACGGCGUACCUGACUGGUUUGUUAAGGAAGACUGGGUACCAGGUUGGAAGAAGUACCCCUUUCCUCUCAAGCUAACGCCGUUCCCCGUGGAUAAUAAGGGGUUCCCAUCGCCGCAGUCGCUUUGCGGCACCGUGGACUGGUCUCUGAGCUACACGUCGGUGGCGGUAUGUAAUGCAUUUGGGCGACUAUACAACAACUACGACGGGCUGGGCGAUGCGUUCGCGGCGUACUGGAAAAAGCUGGCGUCCGAGUAUGUCAAGACGACCAACGUGGUCGGGUAUAACCUGCUGAAUGAGCCGUGGGUGGGCGACUCGAUGGCCGACCCGACCCUGCUAGUGCCAGGUGUUGCCGACCACAAGGUCCUAGAAGGCCUCUGGAACCGCGCCGCCAAGCAGAUCCGUACCGUCGACAAUGACACGCUCAUCUGGUUCGAAGGUGCCACCAUUGACAUCUUGUCGGGUUUCAACAAUGUCCCCCUUGGAGACGGCUCGAAGUCAGUGCACUCAUUCCACUACUACAGCCCACCGCAGCUGUCGUCUAUUUCUACCACACUCGACAACCGCCGCAAGGACAACGAGCGUCUUAGGACCGCCGGGGUGCUGACUGAGCUCACCUUCUGGAUGGGUGACGAUAAGCAGAUGCAGGGCCUAGCGGACGCCAUGUCGGCGACCGACGCAAAUAUGGUUUCCUGGAUCGGCUGGGCGUACGAGAACCUGUACAACGGCACAUCUGGUCAGCCUUACCCUGAACUGGCAAAGCACUACAGCCGUGCAUACCCUGCCGCUGUCGCCGGCACUCCCAACAGCUUCAGCUUCGAUGAGAGCUCGGGCAUCUUCGAGCUGCAGUUCACGUCUGAUCCAAAUAUUAAAGCGCCCACUGAAAUUAUCCUGCCCCCAUCCACGUUCCCCAACGGCUAUAAAGUCCGGGUCUCGCCUGACGGCAGCUUGCUACAGUAUGUACCCAACAAGCGUACUCUGGCCUUGUUCACAAGUACUAGCAUCAAGAACGCCAUCAACAUCUCUGUCACAGUCUCUCCUAAAUAA
Messenger RNA from Aspergillus fischeri NRRL 181, 1506 nucleotides. RefSeq names its product putative endoglycoceramidase. Gene Ontology annotation, molecular function: hydrolase activity, hydrolyzing O-glycosyl compounds. The record is from RefSeq and is a predicted model, not a curated record. NCBI's taxonomy places the organism in Eukaryota, Fungi, Ascomycota, Eurotiomycetes, Eurotiales, Aspergillaceae. The coding region runs from base 1 to 1506 and encodes 501 amino acids. The transcript has 2 exons.